Messenger RNA from Owenia fusiformis, 506 nucleotides. The record is from the annotation of a GenBank genome assembly. Lineage: Eukaryota; Metazoa; Annelida; Polychaeta; Sabellida; Oweniidae.
CAGCAAAAUACAUUUUUAUCUGUAGAUAUAGAUCUAUGUUCUACAAAUCAGACCCUGUGUUGUUAUUGAGCUCCUUUGAGUGCUUUGACCCUAACUCAAAUACCACUGGUCGGAUUUGGUUUAAAUAUACAAUUUAUGAUUUCUCGGGACAAAGGGGGUCUAUUCAGAGGACAUUUGCAAGGGGCUGCUACGGGGUAACCCAAAAAUGCCAGCCACUAAUUUUGGAAAAACUCUCAAUAAUUAAGGAAUCUAGUGAUUUCUUGUGUAGAGUGUUCAAUGGAUCAAAGAUUGUUGUACUUGGAUAGCAUCAAUGAUUUUCAGAUCUAGAGACAUCACAUUUGCCGUCCAGGCAUGCUCUCGGUGAAACCACCAAUUGCAAAAAUGUUCAAAAAUAUAAUUUUCUGAAAUUGAGAUUUCUGUCUUAGCCAUGAGAGACUUUUUCACAUUUCUCCCCUAUUCAAAGACCUAAAUAUUAAAUAUUUUUUAUGCUAACAGAUAUUCUAUUG